CCCUGCACAAGCGUGCCAACCGCGUACAGAUCUCGAAUUGGUUAUUUGAAUGGCUUCUUUGACCAUGAAUCCAGACGCGCUCAACGGCCGUCUUCUCUUCGCAAUCCCCAAGAAGGGCCGUCUUCACGAAAAAUGUCUCGAGCUCCUGUCCGGAGCCGACAUACAAUUCCGGAGACACAAUAGACUAGAUGUCGCCCUGGUUUUGAACCACCCCAUCGCAUUGGUCUUCCUUCCCGCAUCCGAUAUCCCAUCCUUCGUAGGCCAGGGCAACGUCGACCUCGGCAUCACAGGCCACGACGUUAUUCUCGAAGCCAAAAUGGAGCACCACGUCACCGAGGCGCUCCGCCUGGGCUUCGGCAAGUGCGCGCUGCAGGUGCAGGUCCCCGAGGCUGGCCCCAUUCAGACCGUCGAGGACCUCGCGGGCAAGCGCGUCGUGACCAGCUUCGAGGUGCUCUCCGGGAGCUAUUUCGGCGCGAUCGACGAUCGGCUGCAAAAGGCGGAUGGGGAGCGCACAAAAAUCGAGUAUGUCGGCGGGAGCGUCGAGGCGGCCUGCGCGUUGGGCCUGGCAGAUGGAAUCGUUGAUCUCGUUGAAUCGGGCGAAACGAUGCGUGCAGCCGGCCUGCACGCCAUCGCCACUGUCCUCCAAUCCGAAGCCGUCCUCAUCAAGUCCAGCGUCCCAAAACACCCCACCCUCACCCCCCUCAUCAACCUGAUCACGUCCCGCAUCGCCGGCGUCAUCGCCGCCAGCAAGUACGUCGUCUGCGAGUACAAUAUCCCCCGGUCCAAGCUUCACGACGCUGCAAUCGUCACCCCUGGUCGCCGCGCCCCGACGGUCAGCCCGCUCGAGGACACUGAUUGGGUCGCGGUCAGUGCGAUGGUGAUCAAGUCUGCGAUGGCCACGACGAUGGACAAGCUAGUCGAGAUCGGUGCGGAGGAUAUCUUAAUAUUCAACUUGGAUAACUGUAGAGUGUAAAUUCAACAUUCCCUGCGGUC
This is a messenger RNA of Heterobasidion irregulare TC 32-1, 993 nucleotides long. RefSeq lists its product as uncharacterized. The transcript has 7 exons. Gene Ontology annotation, cellular component: cytoplasm. Gene Ontology annotation, biological process: L-histidine biosynthetic process. Gene Ontology annotation, molecular function: ATP phosphoribosyltransferase activity; magnesium ion binding. Bases 50 to 973 code for a protein of 307 amino acids. Lineage: Eukaryota; Fungi; Basidiomycota; Agaricomycetes; Russulales; Bondarzewiaceae. The record is from RefSeq and is a predicted model, not a curated record.